AUGCCAGCCAACAAUGCUCCUAAUUCGUCGCCGGGCUCUGAUGAAGCCACAGGCACGACAGCUCUUCCCCUCGCUCGUGUAAAGAAGAUCAUUGCCCAAGAUCCCGAUAUUGUCAAGUGCUCUACCACAGCAACCUUUUCAAUAGCAGUGGCUACUGAGAUCUUUAUCCGCUAUUUGACCGAGCAAGCGCACAACGUUGCCAAAUCAGAACGUAAACCUCGGAGAACCAUUGCAUACAAGGAUAUCGCCACAGCAGUUUCUAGAAUUGAUAACUUGGAAUUCCUGUCAGACACUGUACCUAGAACCAAAACUUAUCGCCAAUUCCGAGAGGAAAAGGCCCAGGAAGCUGCAGCCAGAGCUGCCGAAGUAUCAGCAGGAUCAGUCAACUCGGCCAACGGUGAUGUGAGUUCGAUCUCAAUCCAAACCAUGAUGAAGAAUCCUCAAGCGAAUGGAGCGAAUGGCAUAAAUGGACAUGGUACUAUGCCCGGGUCUCCCAUUGCCCACAGAUCGGCCCAUCAACGAAAUUACAGUAAUCCAGAUCCGGUCAGAGACAUCGACAUGACGGGCUAA
Exophiala aquamarina CBS 119918 is the source of this 570-nucleotide messenger RNA. RefSeq lists its product as uncharacterized. Gene Ontology annotation, molecular function: protein heterodimerization activity. Lineage: Eukaryota; Fungi; Ascomycota; Eurotiomycetes; Chaetothyriales; Herpotrichiellaceae. Bases 1 to 570 code for a protein of 189 amino acids. The transcript has 4 exons. The record is from RefSeq and is a predicted model, not a curated record. Gene Ontology annotation, cellular component: nucleus; CHRAC.